Molecule: messenger RNA, 1673 nt
Organism: Moneuplotes crassus
Lineage: Eukaryota; Ciliophora; Spirotrichea; Euplotida; Euplotidae
Source: the annotation of a GenBank genome assembly
CCACACCAGUUUCCUUCUCUGCUUAAUCUCAAUAAUUGUGUUUAUUCCAGGUACUUAAUAGCUAAAUCCUAAAUCUUUACAUGUCUUUACUGCUGGAAGUGGUUGUGAUAACAACAUAGGGUCAAUACAACAAGAGAGUUAUUAUGAAUUAUCAUAUCAAGAGAUAGUCACAAGAAUACAUACACUUGCACAGAGAUAUCCCCAACUGCUGACCGUUGAAUCAGUCCAUUCGAAGUAUGAUGUCCCACAUCAGUACGGAACUUGAGGCAAUAGAAACUGAUUAAUCAUAAUGGCGAACUUAACAGAUUCUAAUUUUGUGAAUAAGAACAAGCCACAGGUCUACUUCAGUGGGACUGUGCAUGGAAAUGAGAGACUUGGAGCCAAUGUGGCAACCUACUUAAUCGAAUAUCUUGUUACUAAUUAUGGCACAGACCCUUUUGUCACACAAUUAUUGAGGGAAAGAGAGCUUUUAAUCACACCCUUUGUUAAUCCACAAGGGUACUAUGCAAAUAGAAGAGAAGAACUCACAGAUAUAGGCCAAUAUUAUGACAUAAACAGAGAUUUUCCUUAUAAUAGACAAGAUGGAGACACACGAUGCCUCUCCACAGUUGGAGCAAGAGCUACAGUACAAAUUUUCAGGAAUAAUUUCAUUGUUGGGGCUCUCACAUUUCAUGCAGGAAUGGAAAUCAUUGGUUAUCCUUGGGGAUCAUUUAAUCAUAUUUCAGUAUCAGAAUCAAAUGAGAUCACAGCUACUGAAACUCCUGAUAACCAGAUGUUUGCAAGAAUAGGAGGAGCUCUACAGGAUCAAGUUCAUUCAUCUCGCUUCAAAGAUAUUCCUAGUGGAGAAAUGACUGAUCUCAUAUAUCCAUGCUAUGGAUCUCUUGACGAUUGGGCAUAUGGUUCAAGUUGGGACACCUCUCAGAACAGUAGAGUUUUUGAAUGAAGUCCACUUACUUAUCCGCCUUUUAGAAAUGAGGACUACUUCACAGAUGUCGAUUAUAUUAGAACUUCUUUGUACAUUGUUGAAGCUUCUGACAAUAAAGAUCCUCCAAGUAGUGAAUUUGGAAGCAGAGGAGAUAUUUUUUGUCAUGACUGAAACUCAGAUGGGUGGAUCCCAAGACAUUUAAGGCUAUCUCUUUCAUACUUUGAUCUUAUUCAGCCAUACCCUGUGUAUGAUUUUCCUGAAUACUUCACUGAUUAUGAAAGUAUUCUCCUAACUUGGAGACUUAACGGAUGAUUAACGAUCAAUUAUAUGGCUAUUGAAUAUCUUCUUCCAGGUGCUUCUUCGUACCACAGAGAACCUAUUCUUCAAAAUGGGUUAGGGUACUGAAAUUGGCAGAACGAGCAAACAGUCUUUGAAUAUGAUCUUCCUGUAGAAGUUCCAAUGAACUCUGAAAUUGAAAUUCUGUUCCGAAUCAUCUUUAGAGCUGACCAAGACUUUGCUAAUCAGGAGCACCCAGAUCCUGAUAUGAGCCAAGUCACCUACAUUAAUAACCUCAGAUUGGUUGAGAAUUAUUCCGAAGAAGUCCAUGGAAGGACUAUUAGUAAUGUACCUAGACUCUAUUCAGUAAUCGUAAGAAGGACAGGAAGUGGAAAUAAUGUAAAUUUUGCUGAGAUCGACCCUGAAACUAACCGCUAUAUAAACCAAUUCAGUGAGUAAAUAUUCAAUAUUA